AACUCUCUCUUUUUUUCAGUUUUUUCCUACUCAUUCUCUAAAGUCAAGCAGCAGCCUUUACCCCUUUUUCUUCUUGUCCAUCCCACCAGCCCCUAAUUACCAUUUCAAGCUUCUUGUUCUUCUUUUUUUUGCCAAAAACACAAAUAAAAAAAGAAUCUUUAGCAAGGUAAAGGUUCUUGUUUUUCCCUUGUAAGUAUUUCUGGUGUGCCACUGCCUGCUUUUGUUAACUGAAGGUGAAAAUAGUUGAUUUUUAUUAUACAUUUGGUGUAGUCUAUUUAUCAGGUUGCCAUUACAGACCCAUUUUUAGACUAAAAAAAGAAAUAAAGAGUUUAUUUUUAGCAAAGUGGAUUUCCCCUCUACAUACAGAGAUACAGAAGGUAAUGUGUCAGGAAAUAAGACAUAUACAUGGAUAACUAAAAUAGCUGCAAAGGAUGGGUGGUUGCUGUUGCUCUUCAAGGAAGCCUCCCCAGCUUCAUGGAACGCCAAUAUUUUACUAUUUUCCACCAGCUUCUGAAGAGUAUGAGUCCCUGACAUCUGAUGAUAGUGCUGCUACUGCAUUUACCUCUGACCUUCUGGAUGAUUUGAACCUAGAUAGAUCAACACCAGACACUUACCGCGCCCCUCCUGCACCAAUUCCAUUUGAAGUAGUUUUGGGGCAUCCACAGUCGAGAGGUUCCCAGUUCACAGAUGAAACAGUACUUCAACAUAGCUAUGAGAUAACUGCUUGUAAAGAUAUUAAGUUAUCUGAUUGCAAAGCUGAAACGGAGUCUCUUCUUGCCUCCCUAAAGAAAACCGGGAUUGACCUAGUAAAAUCUACUUCACCUAUUAUUAAAUCAGCAGAAGAAGAGGAUGUUUGUCCCACUUGUCUUGAAGAAUAUGAUGCCGACAAUCCAAGAAUAGUCGCAAAAUGUAACCACCAUUUUCAUCUUUCAUGCAUUCUUGAGUGGAUGGAAAGAAGUCAAACAUGCCCAAUAUGCGACCAGGAAAUGAUAUAUGAAGCUCUAUGAAACUUUUCUAAUUGGAAGUUCCUUAGCUGGCCGUUGUCAACAUGAAACUUUUCUAAUCGAAAGCUCCUUAGACCUGGUCGUUGUCAACACAUGCCUCUACACAAGCAUUAUAACCACAUGAGGCUGUUAUGUUUCACUUGAACUCAUAAAAAUGUAAAUUCUCUAUGUAUAUGGAAGCGUAUGUUAGUAGAUCCUGCCCUGGAUGAAGAUGCGAGCUGCAUAUAUGCUGAAGCGAGCUAGAUUGCAGCCGGAGAACAAAAAGAAGCUGUAGUUUUGCAUUUGUUGCCCGGAAGAUUAAACCCUGAAAACGCGUGUUCUUGGUCAUGCUUGCUUCUGAGUCCCAAGUGUUUUACAAUUGCUCUUUUUGUUGUUGUAACUUUAUGUCAAUUGCUGUACAGAUUCUUCUGUCAGAGACUAUAGCAAUGGCAUUAUUCCUCAAAAGUUUUAUGGGCUCA
Capsicum annuum is the source of this 1462-nucleotide messenger RNA. RefSeq names its product probable E3 ubiquitin-protein ligase RHB1A. The record is from RefSeq and is a predicted model, not a curated record. Lineage: Eukaryota; Viridiplantae; Streptophyta; Magnoliopsida; Solanales; Solanaceae. The coding region runs from base 432 to 1007 and encodes 191 amino acids. The transcript is spliced from 5 exons. Gene Ontology annotation, molecular function: ubiquitin-protein transferase activity.